GCAGACAACCAGAAUAACAACUGUAGAACCAACAACAGCAAGGAGUAGGCCCCGCCAUGGAGCCAUCCACCAGCGCCGAUGCCGCGGCUGCAGCGGCUGGGGGCGGACCGGAUCCAAGGCUAGAGCUGAUGGGGUCGUUUGUCAUCAAGUCACUUAAACUAAAGCCGGAGAAAUGGACGCGUGUCAUCACGGUGGAGGAGCACAAGGGGAUAAUCAAAGAGUUUCUGGACAGGAACACCCCCGUGGUCCUCAUCAUAAUUCUGACGCCAGCGGCACAAUUGGUGCCUUCGACCACUUUCCCGCUGUCGCAGCUGAAAAGUAAGGGAGUGUACUUCAUAAAGCGAUAUGCCGAGCCCAUACCACGAGAGAAUUGUGGCAACUAUAUCAUCUAUGGCGACCUUGCCACCCGCACCAUUGAUCAGCUGUCCGCCCUGGUGGAGGAGGUACUCGUGCCACUUCUUUCCAACGAGGAUAACUACAGGAGCUGGCCCAUUAUGGUGGCCCAGGAUGUGCAGAAGCAUGUGCACAGCCUCAAGAGCACCGUGCACCAGGUGAAGGGGCAGGUGAGCGGCGAAACCAUACUGGCCAUGCCCGUGGGCGUGGAGAAGAUUGUGAAGGCGGCCAAGGAGCUGGUCGAAACGGAGCAGUGCCAGUUCGACUUGUAUCUGAAGAGCGCCAUCGAGGGUGUGGUCAUCAAGUGGGCUACCCAGAUCCACGAGGUCAUCAAGGAGAGUCCCUCGAACGCCUUCGCCAAUGGCCAGAAUCCAACGCCACACACGGAAUUUACAUUUUGGAAUAAUCGUCUAACGAACCUAUCGUUCAUCUACGACCAAUUGCGCAACGAGCGCAUUCGAGCCAUGGCUCUGAUACUCGAGUACUCGAUGAGCGCCUACCAUCCGUGCUUUCAGACCCUCUUCAAGAACGUCGUUACGGCUCUGGCGGAGGCAAAGGACAUAACACUCUAUUUGAAUCCGCUAAAACGUCCGCUACAGCACCUGGAGGAGAUUGAUUUUGCCGAAUGCAAGCCCCUGCUCAUACCAUUCAUGAAUAUCGUGUGCAUUUUGUGGGGCAACUCCCGGUACUAUUGCCAGUCGGGGAAAAUCACGGUCCUUCUGCAGGAGAUAUGCAAUUUGAUUAUAUACCAGGCCAAAAGAUACUUGGAUCCAUCGUCCAUAUUCCACAGCGAUAUCGAUGAGGCCAUGCAACGCCUCACUCUGUCCAUACAGAUAUUAAAGUUCUUUCGGGAACUGUUCGACUACUAUAAGGAACGCCUGGCCACAUUCUUUACGGAGCCCGAGGAGCGGCCACCGAUUUUAUGGACUUUUCAUCCAAAUUCAGUUUUCAAGCGCUUUAAUGCCUUUCUCGAGCGCCUCACAACAAUUCAGUGGUUCUUUUUUACUGUGAUUGAAUUCCUGAAAUUAGAGAAGGUCGAAAUCGGUGGACUGCGAGGCCGACAGCUGAGCACACGCAUCACAGAUGUCUAUGUGGAGUUUAAUCAAUAUUUCACGGCCUUUGCCUCGAAGAGCUAUGAUGUCCUGGAUCCGGACGAUCAUGAGUUCGAUGAAGACUUUAAGGGCUUUCAGACCCGCAUCCUUGAGCUGGACAUGAAACUGGCCGCCAUACUGUGUCAGGCCUUUGACGAUUGCCACAAUCUGGAGAGUAUUUUCAAGCUGAUAAGCAUUGUGGGCAGCGUGCUAGAUCGUCCCAAGAUCAAGGAGGAGUUCACCCAACGAUAUGCCGAAAUCGUGCGCAUGCUCGACGAUGAAAUGACCGUGUGCGAGGCCAUCUAUGACAAGCAAAUGGAACUGAGUCGCGAGGGGGACAAUCUCUAUCCCAACUAUAACUGUCCGCCAGUGUCUGCCUUCAUUCGCUGGUGCCAUCAGCUGGAGACCAGAAUCACGGCCCCAGUCAAGCACUUCAAGGCACUACAGCAUGAAAUCACCAAGACAGAGAAAUCAUUGGAGAUCGUUGAACGUUAUGAGUGUCUUAUGGUUAAGCUGGGAUCCUGCAAGACCAAGUUCUUUGACGACUGGGCCGAACAGUUGGCCGGACAAAUUGAAGAGAAUCUCAAAAAGUCCUUGAUAGCACGCGAUCGGCGCAGCCAUUCGUUGAUCCUGAACUUCAGUUCCGCCCUGUUUUGCAUUCUGCGCGAGGUGCACUACAUGCAGCAGAUGAAAAUCGAAGGCGUGCCCCAAAUAGCCAUAGACUUUGCCGAAAAUAGCGAUGUUUUUCGCUCGUACACACUCAAUCUGGAGAAGACCAUUGACUGGUACAACAGCAUACAGGAGGGCAGCUCUCCCGUAGAGCUUCGACUGAUUGAACCAGAGAUUAAAACGAUUGAUGACCUGGUUACAAUCGGAGUGGAUGAGCUCGUGUGGAAUUCGUCAGAUAUCAUGAGUUAUCUGGAGAAGCUGCGCCAGCCUGUGGCCGCUCUACAGAACCGCAUGGAUCACACGCAGGGUAAUCUUCGACAGAUACGCAAAAUCAUGGGCGUCUGGGCCAAGCAUCCGUUGUUCGAGCGACGGGACUGCAAAAAGGACUCGGUGCUGUCGAUAGACGAGCGACCAGAUCGAACGACCAAGCGCUAUGCCGAGAUCCAGGCGGCCUCUGUGGAGAUCCACAAGCUGCUGCACGACAAUAUGCUGCAGUUCGAUAUGGAGCAGAAGCAGGACGAUGCCGUCUGGUUGAGCUAUGUGGAUUUUGUCGAUAACAUUGUCUAUGAGAACCUUUUGCGCACUGUGGGCGUGAGUGUGGGCUAUCUGGCGGAGAACAUGGAUCCGGACAACAACUAUGCCCCGCUGUUCGAGUCGCGUUUGGAGCUGGUCGAACCGAAUCUGGUGUUUGUGCCCUCCCUGGACCCCGAAGAUCCGAUGGGCUUCAACAAUAUGCUGAUCGAGCUGAUGAGAGACAUUAUGAAAAUGGGAUCGCUCAUCAAGCGGCUCAAGCCCAGCGAGAAGCGCAACUAUGUGGAGGUGAUAAAGGAGAAUCAGGACAUAAUCGAUAUGCGCCGCGAGAUACUCAACGGCGUGGACCUGGUCAUGGAGGAGGCCUCGCGAUUCUGCAGGCAGUUCGAACGAUACUCGUAUUUAUGGCUGGACGAUCGCGAGGAGUGCAUGGAGUACUUCCUGGAAUACGGUCGAAUGCUGGAUCCAGACGAAAUAGAGCUGGUGCUUAUGAACGAUCCCAAUCUGCCGCCCCCACAGCCCUGCCAGCCCACAAUCGAGGCAUUCCGGGAGCAGAUCGACAACUACGAGUCGCUGUUCAAUGAAAUCGAGGACAUUGCCGCGUUCCAGGUGUUUAGCUCCUGGUUUCAGGUCGAUGUUCGACCAUUCCGCCAGGCCCUGCUGAACACCGUCUGCAAGUGGGGCAACAUGUUCAAGGAGCAUCUGGUGACCACAGUCACGUCCAGCCUGAUGAACCUCAGCCACUUUAUACGCAAGGCCGACGAGGGCCUACUGCAGACAGUCAAGGAGAAGGACUACGAGGGCCUGGUCAGCAUAAUGGCAUACCUGAUGCAGGUGAAGGAGCGAGCGGCCAAAACGGACGAGAUGUUCGAGCCGAUGCAGGAGACCAUACAGCUGCUCAAGUACUACGACAUGGAUAUACCCGAGGAGGUGAACGUCCUCCUGCAGGAGCUACCCGAGCAGUGGGCAAACACCAAGAAGAUUGCCACAACCGUGAAGCAGCAAGUGUCGCCGCUGCAGGCCACCGAAGUGGUCAGCAUUCGCAACAAGAUCGCCCUCUUCGAGAUGCACAUACAACUGUUCCGCGAAGUCUUCAAGACCUAUGACUUUUUCCGAUUUGAUUGUUACAAGCCCUAUCUGCUGAUGGACCGCAUCAACGAUGAUAUGUUCCUGUGCGAGAGCGAAAUGCGUGACAUACAGGAGUCGGGGAGUCUGUUCGAGGUCAAUAUACCCGAAUUCAAGGUUCUCAAACAGUGUCGCAAGGAGCUGCGCAUGCUCAAGCAACUUUGGGAUUAUGUGAACAUCGUUGCGACCAGCAUCGACGACUGGAAGACGACUCCUUGGCGCAAGGUCGAUGUGGAGAAUAUGGACAUUGAGUGCAAGAAGUUUGCCAAGGAUAUACGUCUGUUGGAUAAGGAAAUGCGCCCGUGGGACACUUUUAUCAAUCUGGAGUCGACGGUCAAGAAUAUGUUGACCUCACUUCGGGCCGUUGGGGAGCUACAGAAUCCGGCCAUACGUGAACGACACUGGAAUCAGCUCAUGAACUCAACCAAGAGUCUGGCCGCCCUGCCCAAGGAAGUUACCGUCAAGUUCAUCAUGGAUCAUGAGACAACUCUGGCCGAAUUGCUGGGCCUGAAUCUACACGAAUGCGAGGAGGAGGUGAAAAAUAUCGUGGACAAGGCCGUCAAGGAAAUGUCGAUGGAGAAAAUCCUUAGGGAUUUGAACACCACAUGGUCGGCAAUGGAGUUUGACCAUGAGCUGCAUCCGCGCACUGGGUGUAACCUCCUGAAGGCUUCGGAAGAACUCAUAGAGACGCUUGAAGAUAAUCAGGUUUGCCUACAGAAUUUAAUAACAUCCAAGUACAUCGCCCAUUUCCUCGAAGAAGUUUCAACUUGGCAAAACAAACUUAUGAUCGCCGAUCAAGUGAUAACCGUUUGGUUUGAGGUGCAACGCACUUGGACCCAUCUUGAGAGUAUCUUCAUGAGUUCGGAAGACAUACGGAAACAGCUCCCCGUCGAUUCGGUGCGUUUCGAUAAUAUCGAUGCCGAAUUUCGCGUACUCAUGGAUGAGAUGUCCCUCUCAUCGAAUGUGGUGGCAUCGACCAAUCGACCUGGGCUGAUCGAACGCUUGGAGCAUUUGCAAAAGGAGCUUACGCUUUGCGAGAAGGCAUUGGCAGAGUAUUUGGAAACGAAACGUUUGGCUUUUCCUCGUUUCUAUUUUGUAUCUUCGGCCGAUCUGCUGGAUGUCCUCAGCAAUGGCAUUCAGCCGGAAAUGGUCACCAAGCAUCUAACCAAACUCUUCGAUUCGAUUGCCCGCUUAAAGUUCAAUCGUGACCAGGCCAAUGAGAUCGACACAGCUUCGGGCAUGUAUGCCAAGGAUGGCGAGUAUGUCGAGUUCAACGAACUGGCUAGCAUACGCGGACCCGUCGAGGUCUGGCUGAAUCGCAUCCAGGCGGCGAUGCGGGCCAGUCUGCGGCACUAUGUCACAGAAGCUGUGACAGCUUAUGAGGAAAAGCAACGGGAACAAUGGUUGUUCGACUAUCCUGCCCAGGUGUCCCUCUGCGGAUCGCAGAUCUGGUGGUCCACGGAGGUGAACAUCGCCUUCAGCCGCCUUGAGGAGGGCUACGACAACGCCAUCAAGGACUACUACAAGAAACAGAUCUCACAACUCAGUUUACUCAUAACACUUCUGCUGGGCGAGCUUAGCAAGGGCGAUCGUCAGAAAAUCAUGACGAUAUGCACCAUUGAUGUGCAUUCGAGAGAUGUGGUCGCUAAGAUGAUUCAGGCCAAAUUGGAUUCAGGCUCCGCUUUUAUGUGGCAAUCUCAGUUGAGGCAUCGCUUCGACGAUGUGGAGAAGGACUGCUUUGCCAAUAUUUGCGACGCCGAGUUCCAGUAUUGUCACGAAUACUUAGGCAAUACGCCACGCCUGGUCAUAACGCCGCUCACAGAUCGCUGUUACAUCACCCUGACACAAUCCCUCCAUCUAGUGAUGGGCGGGGGCCCGGCUGGCCCCGCCGGUACGGGAAAAACUGAAACAACCAAGGACUUGGGACGCGCCAUCGGCAUCAUGGUCUACGUCUUCAACUGUUCCGAACAAAUGGACUACCAGUCGUGCGGCAACAUUUACAAGGGCCUGGCCCAGACCGGCGCCUGGGGAUGCUUCGACGAAUUCAAUCGCAUCACCGUCGAGGUCCUGUCGGUGGUGGCGGUGCAGGUGAAGUCCGUGCAGGACGCCAUACGCGACAAAAAGAAGAUGUUCAAUUUUAUGGGCGAAAUGAUUAGCCUUGUGCCAACGGUGGGGAUAUUUAUUACCAUGAAUCCUGGCUACGCUGGACGCACAGAGCUGCCGGAGAAUCUGAAGGCACUGUUCCGGCCCUGCGCCAUGGUCGUGCCGGACUUCGAGCUCAUCUGCGAGAUUAUGCUGGUGGCCGAGGGCUUCCAGGAUGCCCGAGUGCUGGCCCGCAAAUUCAUCACACUCUAUACGCUGUGCAAGGAGCUGCUGUCCAAACAGGAUCACUACGAUUGGGGCCUGAGGGCGAUCAAAUCGGUGCUGGUUGUGGCUGGAUCGCUUAAGCGCGGUGAUCCUGGCCGACCGGAGGAGGAGGUACUAAUGCGCGCCUUGCGCGACUUUAAUAUACCGAAAAUAAUCACCGACGACAUGCCGGUGUUCAUGGGGCUCAUCAGCGAUUUAUUUCCCGCCUUGGAUGUGCCACGCAAACGUGAUCAGGACUUUGAGCGCACCGUAAAACAAGCUGCCUCCGACUUGCUACUGCAACCAGAAGAUAAUUUCAUUUUGAAAGUGGUGCAACUGGAGGAACUGUUGGAGGUACGUCACUCUGUGUUCAUCGUUGGCAAUGCGGGCACGGGCAAGACCCAAGUGUGGAAGACGCUGCUGCGCACCUAUCAGAACAUCAAGCGGAAGCCCAUAUUCAAUGACUUGAAUCCGAAAGCGGUGACCAAUGAUGAACUUUUCGGCAUCAUCAACCCGGCGACACGUGAGUGGAAAGACGGUCUGUUCUCGGUGCUAAUGCGGGAUCAGGCAAACAUAACGGGCGAUCAACCAAAGUGGAUUGUUCUCGAUGGCGACAUCGAUCCCAUGUGGAUCGAGAGCUUGAAUACCGUAAUGGACGAUAAUAAAGUAUUGACUUUGGCAAGUAACGAGCGCAUUGCGUUGACUCCUUCGAUGCGUUUGCUCUUUGAGAUCUCCAACCUGAGAACAGCAACACCGGCAACCGUAUCCAGGGCUGGCAUAUUGUACAUUAAUCCCCAGGACUUGGGUUGGAAUCCCUAUGUGACGAGUUGGGUUGAAACGCGUAAAAUUCCAGCCGAAAAGUCCAAUUUGGUCAUGUUAUUCGAUAAGUACAUACCGCCUUCAUUGGAAACGAUACGCGUGCGUUUCAAAAAGAUCACGCCUGUCGCCGAAAUGGCCCACAUACAAAUGCUGUGCCAUCUACUAAACUGUUUUCUAAUACCAGCGAACACCCCGGCCGAUUGCCCAAAAGAAUGGCACGAACUGUACUUUGUUUUUGCCUGUAUUUGGGCGUUCGGUUCGGCCAUGUUCCAGGAUCAAGCCAUUGACUAUCGCGUGGAGUUCAGCAAAUGGUGGGUAAACGAAUUCAAAACUGUUAAGUUCCCCUCAGGUGGAACAGUUUUCGAUUACUUUCUGGAUAGCGAGACGAAGACCUUCCUGCCCUGGACGGAGAAGACACCUAAGUUUGAGCUGGACUCGGAUCUGCCGCUGCAAGCUGUCAUAGUGCACACCUCCGAGUCGAUACGCCUGCGUUACUUCCUAGAUCUCCUGAUGGAUAAGAAGCACCCGGUGAUGCUAGUUGGGAAUGCCGGCUGCGGCAAGACCGUACUGGUUAACGAGAAGCUUCAAUCGCUUUCUGAGAAUUACGCUGUCACUACAAUACCAUUCAAUUUCUAUACCACGUCCGAGAUGUUGCAAAAGAUACUCGAAAAGCCGCUGGAAAAGAAAGCGGGUCGCAACUACGGACCGCCCGGCAACAAGCUACUCUGUUACUUUGUGGACGACAUCAAUAUGCCCGAGGUGGACUGCUAUGGCACCGUUCAGCCGCACACACUGAUGCGGCAGCAUCUCGACUAUGGCCACUGGUACGACCGGAACAAGUUGACCCUGAAGGACAUCCACAACUGUCAGUAUGUGGCCUGCAUGAACCCCACCUCGGGCAGCUUCACCAUCAAUCCGCGUCUCCAGCGACACUUUUGUGUGCUGGCCGUCAGUUUUCCCGGCCCCGAGUCCAUAACGGUCAUGUACUCGGCCAUUCUGGCGCAGCAUUUUGCCAACGCCGAGCAGAAGUUCGUACCAAUUGUCCACCGAAUGACGGCCAAUAUUGUGGCAGCCACAAUAGCGCUGCACAACAAGUGCCUGCAGGUCUUCCUGCCUACGGCCAUCAAGUCGCAUUACAUCUUCAACUUGAGAGACAUCAGCAAUGUUUUUCAGGGAUUGCUGUUUAGUUCCACAGAGUGCUUGACGGGAUCAACAGAUCUUAUACGUUUGUGGCAACACGAGACCCAGCGUGUGUACGCGGAUAAGCUAACUGAUGAUAAGGAUAUCGAUAGCUUUACCAAAAUGCAGCAUGACAUUGUCAAGAAGUCGUUCGAAGAAAUUGACGAAUCCGUUAUAUUCGACAAGCCGAAUAUCUACUGUCAUUUCGCUGGAGGAAUUGGUGAUCCUAAGUACAUGCCCAUCAAGGGCUGGACUGAGCUUCACAAACUCCUUCAGGAAGCAAUGUCAUCGUAUAAUGAUCUAGUCGCUGCCAUGAAUCUGGUGCUAUUCGAGGAUGCGAUGAUGCAUGUUUGCAGAAUAAAUCGCAUAUUAGAAUCACCGCGUGGCAGCGCCUUAUUGGUUGGUGUUGGUGGCAGUGGCAAACAAUCUCUAGCGCGCUUGGCAGCAUUCAUAUCCAGCUUGGAGGUCGUGCAGAUACAGCUUAAGAAGGGCUAUUGCGUCAACGAUUUGAAGAGCGAAUUUUCCGGAUUGUAUUUGAAGGCUGGUUUGAAAAAUGUUGGCACUAUGUUCUUAAUGACGGAUGCCCAAAUCCCCAGCGAGGAUUUUCUUGUCCUUAUCAACGAUAUGUUAGCCACUGGCGAGAUACCAGAUCUAUUUCCGGACGACGAAAUCGAGAACAUAAUAGCUGGCGUGCGAAAUGAGGUCAAAGGUGCGGGACUGGUUGAUACGCGAGAAAACUGCUGGAAAUUCUUCAUCGAUCGUGUGCGCAAACAACUGAAGAUAGUUCUGUGCUUUUCACCAGUGGGUUCAACAUUGCGUGUUCGGUCGAGAAAAUUCCCUGCCAUCAUUAAUGCCACAUCCAUCAAUUGGUUCCACGAAUGGCCUCAGGAGGCACUCAUCUCGGUGGCCAUGAACUUUUUGGCCCAGAACAAGGUUCUGCCCGAGAACCAUCGCGAUUCUGUGGCUAAGUUCAUGGCCCAUGUCCAUACGUCGGUCAACACGACGUCCAAAGUUUAUUUACAGAAUGAGCGCCGCUACAACUACACAACGCCCAAGAGUUAUCUCGAACAGAUUAACCUCUAUAUCAAGCUGCUCAACCACAAGCACGAUGAUCUGCAGAGCAAAAUCGAGCGUCUGGAAAAUGGUCUGGAGAAGCUGCGGUCCACCGCCUUGCAGGUGGCCGAUCUGAAGGUGAAGCUGGCCGUCCAGGAGGUCGAGCUAAAGGAGAAGAACGAUGCGGCCGAUGCUUUGAUCGAAAUUGUGGGCAUUGAAACGGAGAAAGUGCAAACGGAGAAAGCCGUGGCCGACGAGGAGGAAAUGAAGGUCGCUUUGAUAGCCGACGAAGUCAGCAAAAAGCAGCGCGACUGCGAAGAGGAUCUCCUCAAAGCAGAGCCCGCUCUGAUGGCCGCCCAGGAUGCCCUCAACACCCUCAACAAAGCCAAUCUCACAGAGCUAAAGAGCUUCGGCUCCCCGCCGGGAGUCGUGACAAAUGUGACCGCCGCCGUUAUGGUUCUGCUCGCCCCUGGUGGCAAGAUACCCAAAGACCGCUCCUGGAAGGCAGCCAAAAUAGCAAUGGCAAAGGUGGACGCGUUCCUGGAUGCACUGAUCAACUAUGACAAGGAGAAUAUACACCCAGAAAUCAUCAAGGCCAUUCAGCCGUAUCUCAAGGAUCCCGAAUUCGAACCUGAGUUUGUGCGCUCCAAGUCGGGAGCAGCGGCCGGCCUGUGCGCCUGGGUCAUCAAUAUAAUCAAAUUCUACGAGGUCUACUGCGAUGUGGAGCCCAAACGGAAGGCCCUGGCAGCGGCCAAUGCAGAACUGGCCGCGGCCCAGGAUAAGCUAGCGGGUAUCAAACGGAAAGUGAUGGGUCUCGAGGAGCAGCUGGCCAAGCUAACGGCCGACUUUGAGAAGGCCACGGCGGAUAAAUUGCGUUGCCAACAGGAGGCGGAUGCCACGCAAGCAACCAUCGCCCUGGCCAAUCGACUGGUGGGCGGUCUGGCCAGUGAGAACGUGCGGUGGGCAGAGGCUGUCAACAACUUCGUGAAGCAGGGCAUUACCUUACCCGGCGAUAUCCUACUCAUUACCGCCUUCAUUUCCUAUGUCGGUUGUUUCACGAAAGGAUUUCGCAUCGAUCUACUGCUUAAGAUGUGGACACCCUUUCUCAAGAGCAUUGAUCCACCCAUACCCACAACCGAGAAUCUCGAUCCCCUAUCGCUGCUCACCGACGACACAACCGUUGCCGUUUGGACCAAUGAGGGACUGCCCAGUGAUCGCAUGUCGAUCGAGAAUGCCACGAUUCUGUCCAAUUCGGAUCGUUGGCCUCUGAUGAUCGAUCCCCAGCUGCAGGGCGUCAAAUGGAUAAAGCAAAAGUAUGGCGAGGAACUAAAGGUUAUACGGUUGGGUCAGCGCAGCUAUUUGGAAAACAUCGAGAAGUCCAUUAAUGCAGGCUGCACUGUGCUGAUUGAGAAUAUUGAUGAGAACUUGGACCCAGUGCUCGAUUCUUUGUUGGGUCGAAAUUUGAUCAAGAAGGGAAAAGCCCUCAAAAUCGGGGACAAAGAGGUCGAAUACAACUCCAAUUUCCGUUUGAUUCUGCACACAAAACUAGCUAAUCCGCACUACAAGCCAGAGAUGCAAGCACAAACUACACUCAUUAACUUUACCGUUACACGCGAUGGCCUCGAAGAUCAACUGCUGGCGGAAGUGGUGAAGGCCGAGCGUCCCGACCUGGAGGAACUGAAGGCGGAGUUGACCAAACAACAGAAUGACUUUAAAAUCAUGCUGAAGAAACUGGAGGAUGAUCUGCUGUCACGCCUUUCGUCGGCGGGUGAGAAUAUUUUAGGUGACACUGCGUUGGUGGAGAACCUAGAGACCACCAAGAGCACGGCAUCAGAGAUUGAGGUGAAGGUGGCGGAGGCCAAGAUAACAUCGAAGAAAAUCGACAAGGCCCGUGAAUACUACAGACCAGCGGCGGCCAGGGCCAGUCUGCUCUACUUUAUACUGAACGAACUAAACACGAUCAAUCCGAUCUAUCAGUUCUCACUGAAGGCUUUUAGCGUAGUGUUCCAAAAGGCCAUAGCCAAGGCUGAUCCGGGCGAAACUUUGGAUUUGCGCGUUUCCAAUCUGAUCGAUUGCAUUACGUAUUCGGUCUUUCAGUAUACUUCGCGUGGUCUUUUCGAAUGCGACAAGCUGAUCUUUGCCUCGCAAAUGACAUUUCAGAUUCUACUUAUGAACGAGGAGUUGACAUCCGCGGAACUGGACUUCCUACUCCGCUUCCCGAUCAAGCCACAUGUGACAAGUCCUGUGGACUUCUUAUCAAACCAAUCGUGGGGCGGAAUUUGCAGUCUAGCGUCCAAGGAUGAGUUCCGGAACUUGGAUCGUGACAUCGAAACGUCUUCAAAGCGUUGGAAGAAACUUGUGGAAUCGGAGCUGCCGGAGAAGGAGAAAUUCCCACAGGAAUGGAAAAACAAAACUGCUUUGCAGAGGCUCUGCAUGAUCAGAGCCUUGAGGCCCGAUCGCAUGACCUAUGCUUUAGCUGACUUCAUUGAGGAGAAAUUGGGUUCCAAAUAUGUGGAGAGUCGUGCCAUGGAGUUUGCCAAAUCCUACGAGGAGGCCAGUCCAUCCACACCAAUCUUCUUUAUACUCUCGCCAGGAGUUAAUCCUCUGAAGGAUGUGGAGGCUUUGGGCAAAACACUGGGCUUUUCAAUGGAUCUGGGUAAUUUCCAUAAUGUAUCAUUGGGACAGGGUCAAGAAGCCAUUGCAGAGGCGGCCAUGGAUACAGCAGCGAAGAAUGGCCACUGGGUGGUGUUGCAGAAUAUUCAUUUGGUGAGGAAAUGGUUGCCCGUCCUUGAGAAGAAACUGGAGUACUAUGCCGAAGACUCGCACCCAGACUACCGCAUGUUCCUGAGCGCAGAGCCAGCAUCCACUCCUUCAGCUCACAUUAUACCACAGGGUAUAUUGGAAUCAUCGAUCAAGAUCACCAAUGAGCCACCGACUGGCAUGCUGGCGAAUCUCCACAAGGCUCUGGACAACUUCACCCAGGAAACCCUGGAGAUGUCGGGCAAGGAAGCCGAGUUCAAGGCCAUUUUAUUCUCCCUCUGCUACUUCCAUGCCGUGGUGGCAGAGAGGCGCAAAUUUGGCCCACAAGGCUGGAACAAGAUCUAUCCCUUCAACGUGGGUGACCUGAAUAUCAGUGUGUCGGUGCUGUACAACUAUCUGGAGGCCAAUGCCAAGGUGCCGUGGGAAGAUCUGCGCUAUCUGUUCGGGGAGAUCAUGUAUGGCGGUCACAUAACCGACGACUGGGACAGGCGGCUGUGCAUCACCUAUCUGGAGGAGUAUAUGCAGCCGGAUCUGGUGGAUGGUGAGCUGUUUCUGGCGCCAUCCUUUCCCGCACCGCCCAACACUGACUACCAGGGCUAUCACAGCUAUAUAGAUGAUAUGAUGCCGGCGGAGUCGCCGUAUCUGUAUGGCCUGCAUCCCAAUGCGGAGAUCGGGUUCCUAACCACGCGAGCGGAGAACAUUUUCCGCACUGUUUUCGAGAUGCAGCCACGCGACGCAGGUGCCGGGGGCGGGACAACGGUGACGCGCGAGGACAAGGUCAAGCAGAUUGUCGAUGAGAUUAUUGAGAAGCUGCCGGAGGAAUUCAACAUGAUCGAGAUCAUGAACAAGGUGGAGGAGCGUACGCCGUAUGUGAUAGUGGCCUUUCAGGAGUGCGAGCGCAUGAAUUUCCUGACCAGCGAGAUGAAGCGCAGCCUGAAGGAAUUGGACUUGGGCUUAAAGGGUGAAUUGACCAUUACAUCGGACAUGGAGGUGCUGGAGAAUUCACUGUUUUUGGAUCAAGUGCCGCCCAUUUGGACGCAACGUGCGUAUCCUUCGCUCUUGGGUCUCAACAAUUGGUUCAUCGACUUGUGCUUGCGUCUGCGAGAGCUGGAGACCUGGUCCACCGACUUUGUGCUUCCCUCUUGCGUCUGGCUGGCUGGGUUCUUCAAUCCGCAGUCUCUACUCACAGCCAUCAUGCAGAGCACAGCGCGACGCAACGACUUGCCGCUGGACAAGAUGUGCCUGCAGUGUGACGUGACCAAGAGGCAGAAGGAGGAAUUUACAACGGCACCGCGCGAUGGUUGCUGCGUGCACGGGAUUUUCAUGGAGGGCGCUCGAUGGGAUAUACAGCAGGGCAUCAUAAUGGAGUCGCGGCUCAAAGAACUCUAUCCGUCAAUGCCAGUGAUCAAUAUUCGGGCCAUUACCCAAGACAAGCAAGACCUGAGGAAUAUGUACGAGUGCCCCGUCUACAAGACCCGCACUCGUGGCCCCACCACCUACGUAUCGAAUUUGAAUCUGAAAACCAAAGACAAGCCUGGCAAAUGGAUUCUGGCCGGUGUGGCCCUACUUCUGCAGACCUAAAUCGGAAACUAAUUAGCUUUCUUCCUGUAUUCCUAACCUAUUUAGUAGAAUUUUAUAGCUGAAAUUUGGAAUAAUUCACAAUUUAGAAGGACAUCUCUGUAGUACAAUAAUAGACCUAAGAUUCGUAGACUUACAUACAAAUGUUUCUAGUAGAAUUCAGACUUAACUUUCGAUUGAACUUCUUUGUAGUGCACUUUUUGAAAUAAACCACUUCCUAAGUAGUCUUGCCUUAGGCGCACUAGCAUAAAAACCGAACAGAAAA
Molecule: messenger RNA, 13809 nt
Organism: Drosophila miranda
Lineage: Eukaryota; Metazoa; Arthropoda; Insecta; Diptera; Drosophilidae
Gene: Dhc93AB
Product: dynein beta chain, ciliary
Exons: 27
Coding region: 57-13547 (4496 amino acids)
Biological process (GO): microtubule-based movement
Cellular component (GO): dynein complex
Molecular function (GO): dynein intermediate chain binding; ATP binding; minus-end-directed microtubule motor activity
Source: RefSeq, a predicted model, not a curated record